Molecule: messenger RNA, 540 nt
Organism: Lachancea dasiensis
Lineage: Eukaryota; Fungi; Ascomycota; Saccharomycetes; Saccharomycetales; Saccharomycetaceae
Source: the annotation of a GenBank genome assembly
AUGGAUGCGACCUGGGCAUGGUUAGAGUCAUUUGGCUUAGUAGAGCACUACAAUUUGGUAAAAUCAGAGCUCGAAAGCGCGAUACAAACGGCUCAACAGAGCGAAAUGUCUAAAAUAUACACGGCAACAGCUCUUGGAGCCCUAGUCCUUUGGCUAGUGCUGAGGCCAUCCACGAGAGCAAAAGGGAGAAAAGAGAAACGGGGGAAGGGUAAAAACAAGAAGAAGUCAGGCGCCGCUGAGAGAAAACCAUUGACAUUAGAAGAGCAGCUAGAGCUAGUUCAACAGAGGUACGUUAGCGAGUUUAAGAGUGAUCUGGACCAUUUGAUCGAGAAUUUCGAUGCAGACUCCGAAAAACAGCAAUAUCAGCGCAAUUAUUUCAACGAAAUGCUGCUGAAACUGGUCAUUGAGUUGGAUGGAGUUGACCUCGUAGAUGUGGAAGGCGAGCGGAAAAAGGCAUUGAAAAUCAAACGGAAGCAGAUCAUCAAGGAAAUUCAGUUUGAUUUGAAACGACUUGACUCUCUAAAGAGGAUCACAUCAUGA